This is a messenger RNA of Symbiodinium sp. CCMP2592, 1713 nucleotides long. The record is from the annotation of a GenBank genome assembly. NCBI's taxonomy places the organism in Eukaryota, Dinophyceae, Suessiales, Symbiodiniaceae.
AUGACGGUCCAAACUGAGGAUAAGCUGGAGAAGCCAUGCGUCGCGGAAGCGUCCAAAGAGGAGACGCUGAAACCGAAGGACAUGGACAGAUCCACUUCAGACGAUGAUGAAGAAGAUGUUGAUGGACAUGAGCAUAAGGGCAUCAGCUUAGAUGAUCUCAGCGAUGACUGGGUCGAAGCUCAAAUGAAGGAUGUUACAGUGGCAGUCAUCGGCAAUGUGGAUAGCGGGAAGUCGACAUUGGUUGGAGUUCUCACCAAAGGUGGAUUGGAUGAUGGAAGGGGCCUGGCACGGGCCAAGGUGUUUAAUUUCUCGCACGAAGCGGCCAACGGCAGAACCAGUAGUAUCGCACAGGAGAUUAUGGGCUUCUCGCCAACGGGCGAGCAGGUGCUCAUUGACAGAAUGGGUACUUCCACGGCCAGUUCUCGAAAUCAGACUUGGCAACAGGUGGUAAGCCAAUCGGAAAGACUGGUGACCUUCAGCGACCUCUGUGGCCAUGAAAAGUACCUCAAGACUACCAUCUUUGGAUUGGUGGGGCAGUGCCCGGAUUACACCAUGAUCAUAGUGAAUGCCAAUGCCGGCUUCCAGCGCAUGUCGCGAGAGCACUUGGGAAUUGCUCUUGCCUUGCGCAUUCCGUUCUUCAUCGUCAUAACGAAGAUUGACAUCGCACCCCAGAAUGUGUUCGACGAGAACCUGGCCCAGCUCCACAAAAUCGUCAAGUCAAAUGCAGUGAAGCGGCAGCCUCUUGUGGUGACAAGCGAUGACCACUUGGAGCAAGCAGCCUCCGGCAUCUACGGCAAGCAGGUGUGUCCAAUGUUCUGCAUUUCCAACGUCACGGGAGAGGGUCUUCCCCUGCUGCGGUCUUUCCUGCAGCGGCUGCCGUCAAGGCUGCAGGACAGCGGUCUCUUCAAACCACCAAGCAGUCCAGCUGAGUUUCACAUCGACUCCAUCUAUGUAGUGCCUGGCGUUGGUCUGGUCGUUGGUGGUGUAGUUCGAUCAGGUCGUAUAUGCCCUGGACAGCAUCUGCUUCUGGGUCCAGACAAAGUGAGCCAGUUCAAGCCGGUAAUGGCACUGCAGCUUCGCUCUUCGUUCUCUGGUGAAGAGGGAGACGCUGAAGAAGAGCAUGUUCAGAAAAGGCAUGGUGAUGCUCGGCCCGGAGCUUCAACCGAGGGCCAUUUGCUGUGGAGCGUCCCCGCCAGCUCCUCCGCUCCUCUGCUCCUCUCCGCUCUCGCCAUGGUCAUCAAGACAGACCUCUGCAACUACACGGAGUACAGGAUCUACCCCGGCCAUGGUCAAAAGUUCGUGGCAAAGGAUGCAAAGGUGAAUUUCUUCAUCUCAGCCAAGGCAGACUCCUUGUACCACCAGCGCAUCAAGCCGGUGAAGCUCCGCUGGACUCAAGCCUGGCGUCGGCAGAACAAGAAGGGGAAGGUCGAGGAGGGCGGCAAGAAGAAAGCCCGGAAGGCGCAGAAGUUUCAGAAAGCAAUUGUGGGCAUGUCCUUGGAUGAUCUCAAGAAGAAGAAAGCCAUGAGGCCCGAGCUUCGCCAGGCACGGGAGCAGGCCGCAAAGGAGGCCAAGGCCAAGCAGCAGGCAGACAAGAAGAAGGCAGCUUCCAGCAAGCCGGCAGUUCCCAAGGGGAAAGCCGACAAGGGUGCGAAGUUGCCGAAGGGUGGAGGUGCACCAGCUGGCGGUUCCAAGAACUUCAAGGGCAAAAAGUGA